Molecule: messenger RNA, 2109 nt
Organism: Balaenoptera acutorostrata (minke whale)
Lineage: Eukaryota; Metazoa; Chordata; Mammalia; Artiodactyla; Balaenopteridae
Gene: SERPINA5
Product: serpin family A member 5
Exons: 5
Coding region: 88-1302 (404 amino acids)
Biological process (GO): negative regulation of endopeptidase activity
Molecular function (GO): serine-type endopeptidase inhibitor activity
Source: RefSeq, a predicted model, not a curated record
GCCAGCCCUCUGCUCUUUACUGAGCCCAACCGACCGUCGCCUCUGCUGUGUGCACGCUCGGCCACUGGACAGAAACCGGGCACCACGAUGCGGCUCCGCCUCCUCCUGUGCCUGGCGCUCCUCAGCCCGCGGAUGGCCACCCUGCGCCGCCCCCAAAAGAAGAGAGUUCCGGAGCUGCCGCCCGCAGUCGCCACGGCGGCCCCUGGCAGCCGGGACUUUGUCUUCGACCUCUACAGGGCCUUGGCCGCGGCUGUCCCCGACCAGAACAUCUUCUUCUCCCCUCUGAGCAUCUCCGUGAGCCUGGCCAUGCUCUCCCUGGGGGCGCGGGCCAACACGAAGGCGCAGGUCCUGGCGGGCCUGGGCCUCAACCCCCAGGAGGGCCAGGAGGAGGAGCUCCACAGCGCCUCCCAGCGGCUGCUGCGGGAGCUCGAGCAGCCCGGAGACAGCCUCCAGCUGAGCCUCGGCAACGCCCUGUUCACCAAGCCCACGGUGCCCAUCGAGGAGGCCUUCCUGGGCGCCAUGAGGACGCUGUACCUGGCAGACACUUUCCCCACCGACUUUGAGGACCCUGAAGGGGCUCAGAAGCAGAUCAAUGAUUACGUGGCAAAGCAAACGAAAGGCAAGAUUGUGGACUUGGUUAAGGGCCUGGAUGGCACCGAGGUCAUGGUCAUAGUGAAUUACAUCUUCUUUAAAGCUAAGUGGGAGACAAGCUUCAACCGCAAAAGCACCCAAGAGCAGGACUUCCACGUGACCUCGGAGACGGUGGUGCGGGUACCCAUGAUGAAACGAGAGGAUCAGUUUUACUACCUCCUGGACCGAAACCUCUCCUGCAGGGUGGUAGGGGUCCCCUACCAAGGGAACGCCACCGCCUUCUUCAUUCUCCCCCGCGAGGGCGGGAUGGGGCAGGUGGAAAAUGGCCUGAAAGAAAAAACACUGAGGAAGUGGCUCAAGAUGUCCAUGAAGAGGCAACUUGAGCUUUACCUACCCAAGUUCUCCAUUGAGGGCUCCUAUCAGCUGGAGAAAGUCCUCCCCAAGCUGGGGAUCAGAGAUGUCUUCACCUCCCAUGCUGACCUGACCGGCAUCUCCAACCAUUCCAGCAUCCAGGUGUCUGAGAUGGUGCACAAAGCCGUGGUGGAGGUGGACGAGUCGGGAACCCAAGCGGCUGCAGCCACGGGGACGAUCUUCAUGUUCAGAUCUGCCCGGAUGAGCUCUCAAAGGAUAGUAUUCAACAGGCCCUUUCUGAUGCUCAUUGUGGAGAACAGCAAACACAUCCUUUUCCUCGGCAAAGUGACUCGCCCUUGAGAUGGGGAUUUCUCCUGAAAGGCACGGGCUUCCAUAGUGGAAGAUGAGGGUGCACUAUGGCCAUGUAUCUGCUGGGAGCUGGUGAUAUACGCAGGUUUAAUUGACUAAUGAGGCUUCCACAAAUAAUAGUAAUAACAAUAACAUUGAAAUACUGAUGAUUGCUUCUAUUCACGUGAUUGCAAGAUGGGUGCUUUGGAGAACAUUUGGUUUUGCUCUCACCUUUCAUCAAUGGAGAUUAGCACUGAGAUCCAGAGAGGCCACACAGCAUGCUAGUGGCAGAGAGAAGCUCAGAAUCCAAUCCAGGAGGAUUGUUCCAGUAGAUAUUUCCACCAGGAAGCAUAUUCCCAAGCCUAGUUCCCCACCUGUCUGCAAUACCAGCUACCAGUUUGCCAUGGUUUGGAAAGGACACUGGAAUGGGGGUAUGAAGUGGGGCUUCUGUCCCAGCUGUGUGACAUUGGGUAAUACUGUCGCUCUCUGGACUUCGGUUUCCCCACGUAUACGAUGAAGGGUCAGGUCAAGGAUUGGAGGAUCCUUGAAAUCAUAUCAAUAGGGUAGAAUGUUCCCCACAAAUCAGUUGAUUUCAAUGCAUCCAAGUGCCACCCAUCUUUUAAGGAAAGCAGGUGGACGGCAGGGUGGACACGGCCAUCCCAGGUUUGUACCGUCCUGUGGGUACAUUUACAACCUCAUGGGCUUGGCUGGGGGUGGGAGAAUGGAGGCCUGUUGCAAAUACUAGAGUAUCAGUUGAAGACCCUGAUGACUAACUGUGGAUUUUAGUGUCAGCAAUAACAAUAAAGCAUUUUGCAAACA